CAGAAUAGUGCUCUCCUAGAAAGGAAAGGAGAAGCCAUCGCAUGUCUUACCAACCCAUCUAAAGUUGAAGUUAAUGUGUUUUCUUCCAUGCCAAAAGUAUGGCCUCCAAACUCUUUCCUACGGCAACCUUAGGAGCCGUUCUCCUCUCAGCUGUGCUUGCUGCCAACUUCUUCGAGUUCUCAUACCCUUCUUCUUCUCAUGAUUUUGAUCAUGCUGAUUUCGGAAGUUUUGAGUUCAUCCCAAUCGAUGGCGCUCUUGGCCCUGAGAGCUAUGCCUUUGACAGCCUUGGUGAAGGCCCAUACACCGGCGUAUCCGACGGCCGGAUCAUCAAGUGGCAAGAAAAUAAACGGCGGUGGUUUGAUUUUGCAGUAACGUCUUCAAACAGAUCAAGAUGUGAAGGGCCACAUGAUCACCAUGAGACGGAGCACAGUUGUGGACGACCCUUGGGACUAAAAUUCAGCAGAAAGAGCGGUGAUCUCUACAUUGCUGAUGCAUAUAUGGGACUGCUCGUAGUUGGGCCUGAAGGUGGGCUGGCCACUCGGGUGGCCACCCAAGCACAAGGAAUUCCAUUCGCAUUUCUAAACGGCUUAGACAUCGAUGAGCACACUGGACUUGUCUAUUUUACUGAUAGUAGUUCUCGUUACCAGAGGAGGAACUACCUUACUCUUAUAUUAAGCGGAGAGAAAACUGGAAGGCUAAUGAAAUAUGACCCUCAAAGAAAACAAGUAGAUGUUCUAGUUGAAAACCUCUCAUUUCCGAAUGGCGUGGUAGUAAGUGAAAAUGGCGAUUUUCUCUUGGUUGCAGAGACCACAACUUGCAGGAUCAUAAGGUACUGGCUUCAAACACCUAAGGCUGGAACUUAUGAAAUAUUUGCUGAGGUACCAGGAUUUCCAGACAACAUUAAAAAAAGUCCUAGAGGAGGAUUUUGGGUGGGAAUCCAUGCGAAGCAAAAAUGGAUAUUCAAAUGGAUUCUUUCACAUCCUUUUGUAGCAAAAUUCUUUCUUGAGCUUCCUUUUGACAUUACGGAGGCUUAUACAUAUGUAUCUAAGUGGAGAGGAAGAGGAUUGAUAAUGAGGUUGAGUGAGCAAGGUGUUGUGUUGGAUAUGGUUGAAGAUAGAAGUGGCGUGAAUUGGAAGGCUAUUUCUGAGGUUGAGGAGAAAGAUGGGAGUCUUUGGAUUGGAUCCAUACAUAAAGCUUAUGCUGGGAAGUUGAAAUUAAAUGACACAAAUUACGUGAACUUGUAAUAUCUACAUAACAUAAUGUAAUAAUAUUUAGGCUUUGGUGACCAACACAACAUCAUUGAAAUGAUUUAAUAUUUCAUUGAUCAUGAUGUUCAGAAUAUUGGUUAACCCUUUAAUUGUGUGUAUAGAAAGAUUUUUUUUCCACUCAA
Humulus lupulus (European hop) is the source of this 1390-nucleotide messenger RNA. Its product is annotated as protein STRICTOSIDINE SYNTHASE-LIKE 2-like. The transcript has 3 exons. Bases 99 to 1244 code for a protein of 381 amino acids. Gene Ontology annotation, molecular function: strictosidine synthase activity. Lineage: Eukaryota; Viridiplantae; Streptophyta; Magnoliopsida; Rosales; Cannabaceae. Gene Ontology annotation, biological process: biosynthetic process. The record is from RefSeq and is a predicted model, not a curated record.